AUGUCGACAACUUCUUCUCCAGUGACCUCUCCAUCAGCAGCCGUAUCCUCGUCGCCGAACCCUAAUCACCCCGCGCUGCCACCUUUAAUCACCUCUCCACCAUCGCACCGAAGCGUCCCAGCAAGACCAAUGUCGCACGUCUCUAGGAACCGACUCUCCCAAUACUCGACAGGCUCUCUGCCUACGAGAUCCCGCCCGACAUCACACAUGUAUCUGAUGUUUCCCUCGACUCUCUCAUAUACCCAAGUGCGGGACUUUGCGUACCCUGUCACUCAUGCUCUGCACUAUGGGCCUCCGCCAGAGCCUUCGGGACCGCCUUCAGGCAUGACAACGCCCGCAAGCGAACAUCGCAGGUUAUCAGACCCUCCUGUCUCGUGGGAGACACGCAUGCCUUGGGAGUCGUGGGGUACAGACGGCAUCAACCGUGGCCAUGAUCUUGCACCUAUUCAAUUUGACGGUGGGCCCCCGUACAGUGAGGAUGAAGAUUUGCAAAGCCCUGUCGUGGCCACACGUCACCGCAAACACAAAUCAACUUCAGCGGCGACAACAUUGAGAGGGAGGACUGGUCGUGAUGUUGAUAUGCAUUCGGCGAACUAUGAUCAUGAGCGGGGUUACUACAUGGGAACUAGUGGAGAUGGUAGCGAAACGUACUACGUUAAUAACGGCGGCGAGGCCAACGGCCCUGGCGGAGAUUUUGUUACAUACCCUCCGGGCCAGGCGCGUCACAGCCGUGCAUAUCACAUUGCCCAGCAACCUAGGGCCGCUGAGGGCGGUGAGUACUAUCAGCCCGAGUCCGACAGCUCCCCAUCGUCCCCAGGCUUUCAUGACGAUCAGUCUCGCUAUUCACGGGAUUAUCAGUUUACUAUCACAUCGCCGGACGAGGAGUUUCACGGCAAGGCCGUUGCCUUGUUCGACUUCGAGCGUGAAAACGAGAACGAAUUACCCCUAGUUGAGGGUCAGAUCAUCUGGGUCUCGUACCGACACGGCCAAGGAUGGCUUGUGGCCGAGGAUCCCAAGACCCAGGAAAGCGGGCUGGUGCCUGAGGAGUAUGUUCGACUACUUCGUGAUAUUGAAGGGGGAAUGAACAGCCUUACUGGGCAUCUUGUGGAGGGAUCUGGCUCUCCUGACGUGGGCACACCUACCCAAGCGGAGCAUAGCGGUCAAUAUGGCCACACUCCAUCUUCCAGCAAUGCGACUAACGGGUACCAUCAGCCAAUCGUGUCGAUGUUCUCGACCUCGAGCAAAGACCUUGACCCGUAUCCCACCCAGCAAUUGGGACUUCACUCCGGACAGGCGCCUCCUCAAGUUAUUCACUAUCACGGGCAACGUGGAGGCAGCCAGGCAAACACGCCGACGAUUGCUCAAUCUCAAGAUACUGGUAUCUUGAGGAGGGAGAGUCACGAUAGCGGAACAAAGAGGGAUUCGAAUGUGACACCGGUGCAGGCCAAGCCGCCAAUGGAGUUGGCAGGGCCAGGGAGUGAGGAAGCAAUGGAAACGGAGGGGGAGAGGUGA
Molecule: messenger RNA, 1512 nt
Organism: Fusarium sp. VM40
Lineage: Eukaryota; Fungi; Ascomycota; Sordariomycetes; Hypocreales; Nectriaceae
Source: the annotation of a GenBank genome assembly